GCUUCUGGGAUCCCGAUGUGGCAGAGAGGCCGUCACCGCCAAAGAGGUGGAGGGCCCGCGAGCGCAGUAUUGGAGACACUGCCGCCAUCCUCUUCGUCAGCCCAGCUGUCUUCCUAGAAACGCUCCUCGCCUAAGAAUCCUUCCCUCCCAGCUCUUGCAAACUCCGAACUCGUCGCCUGCUGAUCCUCUUUCACCACAGGUUCACAGCGGAGGCAGCAGUGAGGUGUCCGAUUUGGACACGUGAGACCUGCGGUCCCCCGACUUGGGGAGCCUCUUUCCUCCCCUUGCAGGUAUGAAGACACCUCACAAAAAGGCAACUGCAAGGCAGCAAACAAGGGACAUUGUUGAUGGCGACACCUUGUCUGCAAGUAUGAGGAAGAAAAAGAUUUCUCAAAAGAAACAGAGGGGCAGACCUUCCUCCCAGCCCCGCAGGAACAUCGUGGGCUGCAGAAUUUCACAUGGAUGGAAGGAAGGCAAUGAGCCCAUCACCCAGUGGAAAGGAACCGUUCUGGAUCAGGUGCCUAUAAAUCCCUCUCUUUAUCUGGUGAAAUAUGAUGGAAUUGACUGUGUCUAUGGACUGGAACUUCACAGGGAUAAAAGGAUUUUAAAGCUUAAAAUCCUUCCUGAUAAAGUGCCAUUUUCUCGAGUCAGAGAUGUGCGCCUUGCAAAUACCAUAAUUGGUAAAGCUGUGGAACAUAUGUUUGAGGGUGAGCAUGGUUCUAAGGAUGGAUGGAGGGGGAUGGUCUUAGCCCAAGCACCCAUUAUGAAAGCCUGGUUUUAUAUUACCUAUGAGAAAGAUCCUGUUUUGUACAUGUACCAGCUUUUAGAUGAUUAUAAAGAAGGUGACCUCCAUAUCAUGCCAGAGUCGAGUAAGUCUUCUCCAAAAGAGAGAGAGCCAGAAGGAGUUAUAGAUGGUCUCAUAGGUAAACAUGUAGAAUAUACCAAAGAAGAUGGCUCCAAAAGGACAGGCAAAGUAAUUCACCAAGUUAAAGCCAAACCUUCUGUGUACUUCAUCAAGUUUGAUGAUGAUUUCCAUAUCUAUGUCUAUGAUUUGGUGAAAAAGUCUUAACAGUUAGGGUAAACCUUAUCACAUGUAUGUAGGCAAAUGUAUGAUUUGAAGAAACACAAAAAAUGUUGCUUUUCAGUGUACUGAAAGUAUAGGGGCCCCUAAUAACCCAUCAUCAUUGCCAGCAAAACUGUUGUUUUGUUCUGAAAAAUAUAAGUUUAUGUAGCUAUGA
Messenger RNA from Odocoileus virginianus texanus, 1238 nucleotides. RefSeq names its product spindlin-2. Gene Ontology annotation, cellular component: cytosol; nucleoplasm. NCBI's taxonomy places the organism in Eukaryota, Metazoa, Chordata, Mammalia, Artiodactyla, Cervidae. The record is from RefSeq and is a predicted model, not a curated record. Gene Ontology annotation, biological process: regulation of DNA-templated transcription; gamete generation.